Molecule: messenger RNA, 1338 nt
Organism: Anthonomus grandis grandis
Lineage: Eukaryota; Metazoa; Arthropoda; Insecta; Coleoptera; Curculionidae
Product: lipase 3-like
Exons: 6
Coding region: 74-1321 (415 amino acids)
Biological process (GO): lipid metabolic process
Molecular function (GO): hydrolase activity, acting on ester bonds
Source: RefSeq, a predicted model, not a curated record
UGUUUAGAUUUUACUGCUUCCUGAGUCUUCACUUUAACUAGUAUUGGCAGCUGAUUAUUUUAUUGAAUUCAUAAUGAAGGUCCUCACGAUUCUUCUAAGUUUUUUAUUUUUAAUGAAAAGUCAUGGAGCAUUUAUUAAUAAAUCAGAUAAUGACGAAUAUGAUCGUUUCUUAAGAGGCACAAAAGAACUUAAAGAAGAUACCAAUACUAACUGGACGGUAGAAUACCUGGCCGACUAUUAUGGGUACCCCGUAGAAAGUCACACCGUCAUAACUUCAGAUGGAUAUAAUUUAACAAUGCACAGAAUUCCCGGUGGUAGAAAUAGCGAGAAAAAAAAUGGCAAAGUUGCAUUCCUUCAACAUGGGCUUUUAAGCUCUUCAGCUGACUGGAUAUUAGUAGGCCCCGGCAAAUCCCUGGGUCUUAUGCUGGCGGAUGAAGGAUAUGAUGUUUGGCUAGGAAAUGCCAGAGGAAAUACCUGGAGUGCAAAUCAUGUGAGUUUAAAUAGCAGUGAUCCAGAGUUCUGGCAAUUCUCAUGGCAUCAAAUUGGAACUUAUGAUUUGCCUGCUAUGAUUGACUAUGUUUUAGAACGAACGGGAGUAUCUCAGGUGUAUUAUGUUGGUCACUCGCAAGGCACAACUGUAUAUUACGUUAUGUUAUCCAUGCAUCCAGAGUAUAACAGUAAAAUUAAAGUUGGAAUAUCACUUGCCCCCAUUGCAUAUAUGAAGCACCUAACAGGACCUCUUAUUCGUGUAAUUGCAGGCUUUACGAAUCAGUUAGAUGACCUAGCGGACCUUAUUGGAUGGAAUGAGAUCACGCCGACGAACGAUUUUUUUAAGUAUAUAGUAGGAGAUAAACUAUGUAUACAGAAUGAAAUAACUCAAUUGCUUUGCGAAAAUAUUAUAUUUGCCCUUUGUGGAUUUGACUACAACCAGUUCAAUGUGACUCUUAUACCGAUGAUGUUUAAAUAUCUUCCUGCUGGUUCUUCUACUAAGCAACUUAUACAUUAUGGCCAGGAAAUUAAUUCUGGAUAUUUCCGACAGUACGACUACGGUCUUACAGAAAAUAUGCAGCGUUAUAACAGCCUUUUCCCUCCAAGCUUCAAUUUAUCCAAUAUAGUCGCACCAACUUACUUAUUUUAUAGCGCCAAUGAUUGGAUGGCAGCGGAAAAGGAUGUGGCGCGUUUGUGUGAAGAAUUGGGUGGUGCUUGUAAAGGAAAAAUACUUACCAGCGAUUACCAGUUUAACCAUUUAGACUUUAUCUAUGGAAUUGAUACUGCUAAGUUAAUUAAUAAUAAGGUUAUAAGUUUGUUUGCAAGACAAUAAAAAACUCACGACAUAAA